Humulus lupulus (European hop) is the source of this 931-nucleotide messenger RNA. RefSeq names its product nudix hydrolase 15, mitochondrial-like. The record is from RefSeq and is a predicted model, not a curated record. The transcript has 4 exons. Gene Ontology annotation, biological process: coenzyme A catabolic process. Gene Ontology annotation, molecular function: coenzyme A diphosphatase activity; acetyl-CoA hydrolase activity. Lineage: Eukaryota; Viridiplantae; Streptophyta; Magnoliopsida; Rosales; Cannabaceae. Bases 73 to 753 code for a protein of 226 amino acids.
ACUAACUUUGCUAUUGACUAACACAACACAAAACCCAAAUCACCUCCAAAUUAAGACUCUCUCGACAAAGAAAUGGGCUCCAAAUUUGAUGUAUGGGCGGGAUCAGAAAGGCUCCAAACCUUAGCAAAACAUUUCCGUUCCGACACACCGUCUCAACUAGCCAAUUCCCCCAAGAAAGCAGCGGUUCUGGUUUGUAUUUUUGAAGGCGACGGCGGCGAUCUGCGAGUCAUUUUGACCAAACGAUCAUCGAACCUCUCGACUCACUCAGGGGAAGUUGCGCUGCCCGGCGGGAAAGCCGACGAAGGGGAUGCCGACGAUGUGGAGACCGCCUUGCGUGAAGCUCGUGAGGAGAUUGGGUUGGACCCUUCUCUUGUCAAUGUCGUCACUGUUCUUGAUCCCUUUUUCACUAAGAAUGGUUUGCCAGUAGUUCCUGUGAUUGGAGUACUCUCAGACAAGAAAGCAUUCACUCCAGCCCUAAAUGCAGCAGAAGUAGAAGCAAUAUUUGAUGCUCCCUUGGAAAUGUUUCUUAAGGACGAAAAUCGAAAAGCAGAGGAGAAGGAAUGGAAGGGACACAAGUACUUGUUACAUUACUUUGAUUUUGAAGCAGAAAGCAACAAGUUUGUCAUAUGGGCUUUAACUGCUGGAAUUUUGAUUGAAACAGCCUCACUUGUGUACCAGAGGCCACCUGCAUUUCUUGAGCAGAGACCUAAAUUCUGGAGUGGCUGUGCUGACAAACAAACUGCCAUGCCUUAGACUCGAAAACGACCCUUUCUUCAUUCAAGGGGCCGUUUCGUAUAAAGAGUUCAAAAUUAUUUGAUUUAUGAGAAUGUUAAGGAGGAGAAUAUGAUUCUCUUGGAAACUAGUAAACUCUAUUUGGUUGUGCAUGAAAAUAUUUUGUUAGAUUCCCCUAAUUAAAUUAUCUUCUACAUUA